Morone saxatilis (striped sea-bass) is the source of this 3609-nucleotide messenger RNA. RefSeq names its product pantothenate kinase 4 (inactive) (gene pank4). The record is from RefSeq and is a predicted model, not a curated record. Lineage: Eukaryota; Metazoa; Chordata; Actinopteri; Moronidae. Gene Ontology annotation, molecular function: ATP binding; pantothenate kinase activity. Gene Ontology annotation, cellular component: nucleus; cytosol. Gene Ontology annotation, biological process: coenzyme A biosynthetic process. The transcript has 20 exons. Bases 2 to 2359 code for a protein of 785 amino acids.
CAUGGCGGAAUGUGUUCGACUUGACAGCAGCACAAGUAGUCACACCAUGGAUAAAAGCAUUACUCUUCCCCCAGACGAAAUAUUCCGCAAUUUGGAAAACGCAAAGCGGUUCGCGAUAGACAUAGGUGGAUCUCUCACAAAGCUUGCCUACUACUCAACUGUACAACACAAAGUGGCCAAAGUCCGAUCUUUCGACCACGCUACAAAGGAGGCUCCCAGUGACAAGCUCUAUGAAAUAUCGGUGCAGGAAGAGGUCACUGCACGCCUGCACUUUAUCAAGUUUGAAAAUGCUUACAUUGAAACAUGCUUGGACUUCAUCAAAGACCAUCUGGUCAACACGGACACCAAAGUUAUCAAAGCCACAGGUGGAGGGGCGCACAAGUUCAAAGAACUCAUUGAGAGGAAACUGGGACUCAAAGUGGACAAAGAGGAUGAGAUGACCUGCCUCAUCAAGGGCUGUAACUUUGUGCUGAGGAACAUACCCCACGAGGCUUUUGUGUACGCCAAGCACGCCGACUCAGAGUUCCGUUUUCAGACGACUCAACCAGACAUCUUCCCUUACCUGCUCGUCAACAUCGGCUCUGGAGUGUCAAUAGUCAAGGUUGAAUCAGAGGACAAAUUUGAGCGAAUAGGAGGGAGCUCAAUCGGUGGAGGGACGUUCUGGGGCCUUGGAGCCCUGCUCACCAAAACAAAGAGAUUUGAUGAGUUGCUACAAUUGGCUUCAAAAGGGCAGCACACAAGUGUCGAUAUGCUUGUCAAAGAUAUCUACGGAGGAUCUUACGGGUCUUUGGGCUUGACUGGAGAUCUUAUUGCGAGCAGUUUUGGAAAGUCUGCUACUGCUGACAAAGAGUUCUCUAAAGAAGACAUGGCCAAGAGUUUACUCCAUAUGAUCAGCAACGACAUCGGGCAGCUGGCCUGUCUGUACGCCAAGCUCCACAACCUGUCCAGAGUUUACUUUGGAGGCUUCUUCAUUAGAGGACACCCUGUCACCAUGCACACAAUCACUUACAGCAUCAACUUCUUCACCAAGGGUGAAGUUCAGGCCUUGUUUCUAAGACAUGAAGGUUAUCUCGGAGCCAUUGGAGCAUUUCUUAAAGGAGCAGAGGAGGACAAUCCAAACCAGUACAGUUGGGGUGAGAAUUAUGCGGGAAGCUCUGGCCUGAUGAGCGUUUCUCCGGAUAUGAAUCCCAUGCAACGUGCACGUAGUGGAACGUUUCCCUUUGACAUGUUGGAGAUGGACCGUCUGGAGAGAAAACUGGUGAAUCUGCCUCUGCUGCAGGACCCUUCAUCUUACAUCCCUGACACCAUGGACCUCACAGAGGACGCUCUGGCCCGUGAAUACUGGCUCUACUGCUUCGAAGAGGCCCUAGACGGGGUGGUUAAGCGAGCUGUAGCGAGCCAGCCUGACAUGCCAGAGGCAGCCCAGCGAGCCGAGAAGUUCCGCCAGAAAUACAGACACAAGCUCCAGACCCUCCGCCAACAGCCUUUUGCUUAUGGAUCCCUCACUGUCAGAAGUCUGUUAGACACGAGGGAACACUGUUUAAACGAGUUCAACUUUCCUGAUCCCUACUCUAAGAUUAAGCAGAAGGAGAAUGACAUGGCACUCAAGUAUUACCAGAAGGCAGUGAAGUCCCUGGAGGAGUUGAGCUGGGAGCAGAGACAGUUUGCCCUGGUCAGGGGCGUCCUGGCUGGGAAUGUGUUCGACUGGGGAGCCAAAGCCGUGUCAGAUGUCCUCGAGUCUGAUCCUGAGUUUGGGUUUGAGGAGGCUAAACGACAGUUGGAAGAGCGGCCGUGGCUUGUUGACUCCUAUGACCAGUGGCUUGAGAGACUAAAGGGUCCUCCUCAUAAGUGUGCCUUGUUUUUCGUAGAUAAUAGUGGAGUAGACAUCAUUCUAGGGGUGAUGCCUUUUGUCAGAGAGCUUCUCUCUCGAGGAACAGAGGUUGUGUUGGCAAGCAACUCUGGUCCGGCUUUGAAUGACGUCACGAAUGGUGAACUGCAAAUACUGACAGAAAGAAUCGCCGCCAUGGAUCCAGUGAUUCAGGCUGGUCUGAGGGAGGACAGAUUGAUGUUGGUCCAGAGUGGUUCCAGUUCACCCUGCCUGGAUCUGAGCCGCCUGGACAAGGUGCUAGCGAUGGUCGUGCGGGAGCGACAAACCGACCUGGUGAUCAUCGAGGGAAUGGGCCGAGCCAUUCACACCAACUACUACGCCAUGCUCAGCUGCGAGAGCCUCAAGAUGGCCGUCAUUAAGAACUCGUGGCUGGCCGACCGACUGGGAGGAAAGCUGUUCAGCGUGGUCUUCAAGUACGAGGUACCGGCUGGAAAACCCAGCCAGCACUCUGCAGCGCUGUCGCCCUUAUGAGCCCAACAGAAGCUCGUGUUUGAGCAGGACAGAACGCCGAAGUCGAGCAGCCAGAAUGGAUAAGCUGUAGCUCUGAAUGUAAGGAUGAUGAUACUGCCACUAAGUGAAUGAGUGAUCGGAAAGCUGAUUGUAAAAUUUAGGUGGGUUUUAAAGGUGAUCAUUAAAGGGUAACUUUGGUAUUUUUUAACCUGGACCUUAUUUUCCCAUGUUUUUGUGUCUAUGUGACUGAUGGGGACAUCGUUUUUAAAAAUGUAUCGAGUUAGAUGUGAAAAUAUUCUGGCUCUACACACUGUUUCUCCCUGCUGCCUCUCUGAUGCCCUCUUGUCCAUCUCCCGACAUUUUCACAUCUAACUCGUUGAAUUAAGGAUUUAUUUCGACCAAACCAGAGUUGUUGAUUGUUGGAACAGUGGAAAGAGUCUGGUGGCUUUGAACAGAGCAAUAUAAUUGCUGUUUCUGGUUAAACAAAAAGGAUCUUGCUCUUUAACAAAAAGGUGUAUCUUUGUAGGGAUGCUUCCCAUAAUGUUGUCAGACAGUAAUAAUAAUAACAAUCUGAGUGUGUCAGUGGCAAAAACAAGGAUUGCAGUUGACAUUUGUUUUCCUUCUGCUGGCUGCAGUCCUCUCACUCAAUACUGGACCAAUUUCAGACAUUUUUUAAUCACUCUCACAAAAACAUGGGAAAAUAGUCUUGAAAAAUACCAAAGUUGCCCUUUAACAGGGAGGUUUUACAUUUAUUUUUGAAAUAUUGUUGAUUUUAGCUGGUGCAUGGUUUACACUGCUUUCUUGCAGGUCUCUGUCCAACAUCCUGUACAAUCCCUUAGUUUGCCAUCAUUACUGAUCUCAUUCAGCUGGAGUUUGUUGUCAUGUGAAGUCGCUGGCUGUGUUCAGUAAACAUUUACAGACUGUUAAGACAAAUGAAAUGAAUGAAACCUUUUUUUUAUUUUAUAUUUUAGCAGUCAUUGUCAUUCUGCGAGCACACAACACUGAGCACCCAUAUGGGCAAAUGUGAUUCUCUUCUGGAGUGUUUGUGUGUCAGAGGGUGAGAGCUGCAGCAGUAAUUACAGCUUUCAGCGGUAACACUUUUUACAUAAAGUGUAUUUAAUGUGCCUUGAGGCUGAUGUGAUAAAAGCGUCAUUCACGCAGACUGCUUUUACUUCCUGCUAAAGGAAAUAUCUGCUUUUGUUUCCCAGCAAUCUCACGCCAUAGACUAGGAAGAAUCCAUUGAUCUCCUGUGUUUUAUUACUGCCAGUGAA